Molecule: messenger RNA, 1023 nt
Organism: Phytophthora nicotianae INRA-310
Lineage: Eukaryota; Oomycota; Peronosporomycetes; Peronosporales; Peronosporaceae
Exons: 1
Coding region: 1-1023 (340 amino acids)
Biological process (GO): DNA recombination; DNA integration
Molecular function (GO): DNA binding
Source: RefSeq, a predicted model, not a curated record
AUGGUCCGCCUUCAACAACGCUCCAUCGCUGAAUCAUCUCAACGUCAAUACAAAGGAACCUGGGAGCAGUGGAAAAGUUCUGUGAACACCUCGGAGUGUCAAAGUGGCUCCCGCAGCAAGAUCCGGAAACACAAUCACUACUACUGGUUGCCUUCACCAUUCAUUGCUGGUCCGGAGGAAAUCAACACGGCAGAGCCUCGGCCAGUACCAUUCAAUCUAAAGUGUGCCACAUUCGCUGGUAUCAUCGGGCAUUUGCCGGAUUCGAACCUCAACUACGACCGAACCACGCCCUCGCAAUUGCUGGAAUGCGACGAACAGGCCCAGCAACGAGGCGACGAGGUACCGUCACGCGGCAAAUACUCGAAUGGAUCAUGCGCCACCUUAACUUCCAACAACCCAGCACCGCGUUUUCGCAGGGGGCUGCGAUACUGGGCUUUUUUUCUACUCCGAAGCGCGGAAUACCUAGCUGUCAAGGGCCGAAGACGCAUAUACACCCUGCAAGUUCGCGAUGUGAUCCUCCAAGAUGAGCUUGGGCUCCAAACAUCAAGUCUGCACACAGCAGUAUCCGUGGAAAUCACAUUGCGAGGGCAGAAGAAUGACCAACAAGAUCAUGGAACUAAACGAGUGCUAUCUCGUUCAGGUCAUCGAGCUCUGUGUCCAGUUCUUGCAGGACGAUUGCUAAUGGAGAACGCAAGGAACUUGCAAUUACGGCCUGAGGACCCAAUCAGCUCAAUCAAGGCGUCGACAAUGCUGCCCGCCAAAACAAUGUCCAAAGUACUGCAUGCUGCAGCAAAAGCAACGGGGGAAGAUGCCAUGCUCUGCUCCUUUAAUUCGCUACGACGCGGAGGUGCAACCGCCCUGCUGUCAGCGGGCGUCGACAGCACCGCCGUCAUGCACGGAAGGUGGAAGUCUGACUCAUACCAGCGAUAUACGUCGUACACAAUCGAGUUGGGACGACAGCUUGCAGCCCAAAUGGCGUUCGGGGGCUCCAGUACGGUGCAGCAAGCUGUACCGCGGCAGUGA